GCGAUGGUCCUGAAUUAGAGCGCAGUGGGAGUUCUGAUUGCAGGGGUUAAUGGGCAUAGAAUCUACUGGGAAUGUGUGCUCGACGCGAUUCUAACACACUCCUGUUUCUGCGGCCUUUUGAUUGGUGCUGGUCCCGUGCGGGCCGCUGGCACGGCCGUGCUCUGUAACCACUGCUCCUUGGUUGUUUGCUUCACAUCGACUUCGUUGUCUGGAGUGUGUGUAUUUUUUUUCGAGGGGAAAUUGUGAAUAUUACUUUUAGUGCUCAAUCUGCCAGGGUUGCGAAGUUUUGGUGUUCGUUGAAGUCAGGGAGUUAGUGUGAUUAAGUGGAGCGCUCUUGGUGCUGUUGCAAUGGUUGACGAUGAUCGCAGGUACAGUCGUGGCCAUGGAUUCGGUUGACGGGACUCGGAGGAGGUGGUUUGGAGGAGGAUCGUGGAUGUGCUGUGCGUUAUUAAUUGCGCUUGAGGUGUGUGAGGUGGUCCGCAGGCGCGACGGGGUGGCAACCUGUGUGUGUGUGUGUGGAAGCGCGUUUGAUCUAGAGCGGGCUGGUGGUCUGUGCGCGGGGUGUAGUGAGUGCCGUAUGCCAGGAAUGUUUAAAACUGUUUUUGGAUUGUGUGAGGAUGUUCGGAUGUGAGGGUGUGGUAAUUUAGCUUUGUGUGGGUUAUGAAUGGCCAACCGUGGCGGAGGUGGACGCUCAUUUGGUUUGUAGUUGGAUCUUGUGAUGUGCGCGAAAUACUAGAUUUACUUGGGGUGUGAUGAUGAACGUCCAAAAUCAUCUCCAGUUUCAGUGGCGUGAUUACGAAUUUUUAUUGGAGGUUUGCGCGGCUUAAUGAUCCUAUUUGCAUUCUUGAGGUGGAGUUGACGUUGGUGCUGCCUCUUUCGGAAUAUGCACCUGGAACAUGCUUUAAGUCGUAAUUGAUGCCUUUGCCGCGAAGCAUUUUUAUUAAGCGCCUGAAGUGAUGGAUAUUAUUUUACAUUAUGCUGGAAGUAAUUUUUGAGUCCUCGAUUGGUUUUAGCAUGGCCAUCUUGCAUCUUUGGAAUAUACUUGUGUGAAUUGCUCAAAUAUGUUUUGUGGUACCUGGCUCGAUUCUUGGACAGUUUAAAGUUACCGUGGAUCAGGAUGCGCUCCUGGUGCUUUACCACAGGCCACGGCGGUUGAGGGCUUUCCUGGCGACUUUGAAAUAGGCGUGAACCAGGAGACGAAGUUCCUGCUAGCCCUUCAAUAUUGAAGCUCUCUGGCAGCUACUUCUUGUACAUAUGUUAAUGCAGACACGGUUAAGUUAGGCAGCUUACCAUCAUCACAUAUUCAGGGAUAAUGCUGACACUUUGCUCAUUUCACCUUACGUUAACCUAUUUGUCAUUUUCUUUGAUUGGCUGAGCAGUACUCCAAUUUGUACACUACUUUCCAGGAAGUAUAGUGGAUUUGUUUGAGGAAUUGGCAGUGAUGGAAGCGUGCAAUUGUGUAGAGCCGCAAUGGCCUCCAGACGACCUCCUCAUGCGGUACCAGUACAUAUCAGAUUUUUUCAUCGCAUUGGCAUAUUUCUCUAUCCCGCUGGAGCUCAUAUACUUCGUGAAAAAGUCGUCCAUCUUCCCAUACCGAUGGAUCCUAGUUCAGUUUGGGGCCUUCAUCGUGCUAUGUGGAGCAACGCAUCACAUAUCGUUAUGGACCUUUACUAUUCACUCUCGAACAGUGGCUGUUGUUCUCACAACGGCGAAGGUUCUUACUGCCGUUGUUUCGUGUGCCACAGCACUCAUGCUUGUUCAUAUUAUUCCAGACCUCCUUAGUGUGAAGACUCGAGAAUUAUUUUUGAAGAAAAAGGCUGCAGAACUUGAUCGUGAGAUGGGAUUGAUUCGCACACAAGAGGAAACAGGUCGUCAUGUAAGGAUGCUUACUCAUGAAAUUCGAAGUACUCUAGAUAGACAUACAAUAUUGAGCACUACCCUAACUGAGCUGGGCAAGAUGCUUUCGCUUGAGGAAUGCACGUUAUGGAUGCCAACUCCGGAUGGUCAAGAGUUAGAGCUAAAAAAUGCUUUUCAAGCUGAUACCCUCCAUGUUACAGUGUCCAUACACCACCCAACCAUCAAGCAAGUGUUCAGUGCUUCCCGAGCAGUGGUGAUAUCUCCAAAUAGUCCAGUUUGUGUGACUCGAGUACGUGGUGGGAAGUUCAUGACUGGGGAGGUCGUUGCAAUCCGAGUUCCACUUCUUCAUAUUACCAACUUUCAUUUCAGUGGUUGGCCUGACGCAGUUAUUCGUCCUUUUGCAUUGUUGGUGCUGAUGCUGCCUUUAGAUAGUGCACGGAGGUGGCAUGCUCAUGAACUGGAGCUAGUGGAAGUUGUGGCCGAUCAGGUGGCUGUGGCCCUAUCACACGCCAUGAUUCUGGAGGAAUCAAUGCUUGCUCGAGAGCUUUUGAUGGAACAAAACGUAGCGUUGGAACAUGCCCGACAGGGAGCAGAGACAGCUAUUCGAGCCCGCAACGAUUUUCUUGCCGUCAUGAACCAUGAGAUGCGUACGCCAAUGCAUGCUAUUAUUGCUCUUUCUUCUCUUUUACAAGAAACGGAGUUGGCCCCUGAGCAGCGGUCCAUGGUAGAAACGCUUUUGAAAAGCAGUAAUCUUCUAGCCACGUUGAUAAAUGACGUACUGGACCUUUCCCGGCUCGAGGAUGGAAGUCUGGAGCUUGAUAUUCAGAAAUUUAACCUUCCUAAUGUCUUCAAAGAGGUAUCGAGCCUUGUGAAGCCAAUAGCAUCAGUGAAAAGGCUUCAAGUGAACUUGACUAUGGGACCUGAUAUUCCUGAAAUUGCAGUUGGAGAUGACAAACGGCUGUUACAAACUGCCCUCAAUGUUGUUGGAAAUGCGGUGGAGUUUACCAAGGAGGGCUAUGUGAAUGUAAUAGUAGGUCUAGAAAGAACUGAGUAUCCGCGUGACCCCCGAAAACCAGAUUUUCGCCCCCUCCCAGGAGACAACCAUUUUUAUAUCAGAGUCCAGGUGCGGGACACAGGUUUGGGUCUCAAUCCGCAAGACAUCCCUAUGCUCUUCAACAAGUUUGUACAAGCUGAUUCUACCACUACAAGAAACUACGGAGGAACAGGGCUUGGGUUAGCCAUUUGCAAAAGGUUUGUUAAUCUUAUGGACGGACAUAUUUGGAUUGAAAGCGAUGGGGUUGGAAAGGGGUCGGUUGUGACCUUUAUUGUGAAGUUAAAUUUUCCUGAGGCUCCAAGCCAUCUCUCCAUCCAGAUUGCGCCUAACUCUCAACCAAGCAGUUCUCAGUCUCGGACAGACUGUUCCGGUGUCAAAAUUUUGGUCACUGAUGACAAUGGUGUGAAUAGGAUGGUUACGCGAGGCCUACUAAUGCGGCUGGGGUGCGAAGUUACAUUGGCGGCAUCUGGACGGGAGUGCCUGCAAUUAAUUCAACAGCGAAAUCAAGCUUUCAAUUUGCUUCUGCUUGAUGUGUGCAUGCCGGAGAUGGACGGUUAUGAAGUUGCUGUUCAAAUUCAGAAAAGAUUAGGACGUCGUGAGCGACCCCUCCUUGUCGCCCUCACAGCUAACACGGAUCGUAUCACCCGUGAGAAGUGUCUUCGCCUGGGCAUGGAUGGAGUUGUCACAAAGCCUAUUUCUUUAGAAAAGAUGCGGUUGGUUCUUAUAGAGCUUCUAGAACAAGGUUCCAUUUCUGAGCUUACCCAAAGAUUAUGAUAUUGAUUGUUGGUUAGUGAACGCAUUUUUCUGACUUGAAAGUCGUUAGGGCAAAUGAGGUUCUAUGUAGAACUGAUCUUGCGGAAAUGCACCAGGGCAGUAUGUAAUUUUCUUAGUACAACAAAUGUAGAAUUUACAGUUCAACAGGUUAGACAGGUAUGCGGACAUCCCUGGUUGCACAGAAGAACGGGGUAUGUAAAUUACUCAAGAGUAUUCUAAGGUUGCAGAUGGGUCUGUUACUCCCACUUAUUCGUUCCGCAAUUGUGGACAGGGAAUAAGGCAAUCCACUGAGGUGCGUCUUGCACAAGUGUAUGAUGUUCACUCAUGCGGAGCAAACCCCUCCUGGCCAAAACGAAACCUUUGGAAAAGAAUCUCCUUUGAUACCAA
Molecule: messenger RNA, 4072 nt
Organism: Physcomitrium patens
Lineage: Eukaryota; Viridiplantae; Streptophyta; Bryopsida; Funariales; Funariaceae
Source: RefSeq, a predicted model, not a curated record